AUGUUGAGAAAAUAUUUUAAUGGAUCGCUGUCGAAUGAUGUGCACGAAUCAGUCAGAGAUGUCUGGGUGAGAGCGUUGGUGGAUCGUUACAGUGCACCUGAUCGACGGUGUCAUGGUCUGAAUGAUCUGAACGACUGUUUGCAACAAUUUGAAACGGCCAGAAGCUUAGUAAAAAAUCCAAAUGCAGUGAUUUUAGCAAUAAUAUUUCGAUAUUUUGAAUAUGACCCUAAGUUAGCAGACUGCAGUGAAGACAAUAUCAAUCAUUUUCGAAGGUUCUCCGAAGAAUCAAAACUUAAUAUGGAUACAGUUUUGUGUGACAAUGUUAUUUCAUUGUUAAAAGUUGGUGCAACAAAUAGUACAGAAGAACAUAAAACUGAAGGAUGUUAUGGAUGUGAGGAUAAACAUUACUUUUUGGACGUAGACAUGGCCAUUCUAGGUAUGGGACCGGCUGAUUAUGAAAAAUACACAAACCACGUUCGAGAAGAAUACGCUUUCCUUGAUGAAGAAACUUAUAAAGAAUUACGUAUAAAGGUUCUUGAAAGUUUUCUACAAAUUCCUAACAUAUAUGCAACAAAGUUCUACAGAGAUAAAUAUGAAUCAGUGGCUAGGAAUAAUAUCCAAAGAGAAAUUAAUUCCUUAAAAUCUGUAUCCCUGUAA
Molecule: messenger RNA, 657 nt
Organism: Macrosiphum euphorbiae (potato aphid)
Lineage: Eukaryota; Metazoa; Arthropoda; Insecta; Hemiptera; Aphididae
Source: the annotation of a GenBank genome assembly